AUGGAUCUUCUCCGAAAGCUGUCCGGGCAGUCGGCCGCCACGAGUGACCCGCUUCCAUCGCACCCGUACUCUCCUCCUAGUAUUGCGAUCCCCAAUUUCGUCCCCAACGAUAAAGACACUGCAGAACUGCUCAUCAGCUUCUCGGCAAUAUGGAUACCGAUAUUUGGGGUUGCGUGGUGGAUGGCAUCAAGAUACAACCCUUCUCUGAAGAGCUUGGACAAAAUCAUUCUGCUGUGGUUCGUAUUGUGUGGCUGCCUUCAUGUCUUCUUUGAGGGCUAUUUCGUGAGCACCCAUAGUCACAUAGGUCAGAUGCAGGACCUGUUCGGCCAGCUGUGGAAGGAGUACGCUCGAUCGGAUUCAAGGUAUCUGACAUCAGAUAUAUUCGUCCUCUCUGCGGAAGGCAUGAGCGUGGCCAUUCUGGGAGGGCUGUCCUGGCUCAUGGUCUACUUUAUUGGAACAUCGAGCCCCUACAGGCACCCUGUUCAGAUAAUGCUCUGUAUGGGCCAUGUCUAUUCCGAUCUGCUCUACUACGCAACGGCAACCCUGGACCAGUACUGGCGAGGCGUCAAUCACUGCCGACCUGAGGCUUACUACUUCUGGGUGUACUUCUUCGGCAUGAAUUUCAUCUGGAUAGUCGUGCCCACUCUCCUACUCUUUCAGAGCGUGUUUGUCGUUGCGAAGGCUUUAAGUGCCUUGGAUCGCAUGGCUCAGUCUAUGCACUCCAACGGUCACAUUUCGAAAAACCCUCUCGGGCCUAGUAGUGUCAAACCCUAG
Messenger RNA from Cyphellophora europaea CBS 101466, 774 nucleotides. RefSeq lists its product as uncharacterized. The record is from RefSeq and is a predicted model, not a curated record. Gene Ontology annotation, biological process: sterol biosynthetic process. The transcript is spliced from 3 exons. Gene Ontology annotation, molecular function: cholestenol delta-isomerase activity; C-8 sterol isomerase activity; steroid Delta-isomerase activity. Gene Ontology annotation, cellular component: endoplasmic reticulum; membrane. Bases 1 to 774 code for a protein of 257 amino acids. NCBI's taxonomy places the organism in Eukaryota, Fungi, Ascomycota, Eurotiomycetes, Chaetothyriales, Cyphellophoraceae.